AUGAAACCUGUCUCUGCAGAGCCGAUCUCCCUAGACGUGGCGUGGCACAUCUUCAAUCACAGCGAACCCCAUGUCCAGUCCAAGUUCACGCGAUGCUCGCGCGCUUGGCAUUCGUUCUUCAAUCCCAAGCUUUACCGAAGCGAUGUUAAAUCGGGGCGAAACUCCGCCAUCUUUACCACCAUUGCCAAUUGUGCAGACACGCGGAUGGGCCUCGCCACGCUCCGGCAUACCUGCCGAGCCGGCGCUGACUACAACAGACCGGCCACCAUGUAUAUGACCGAGACGUAUCGGCACAGCCCUUUCCUCGUCACGGCCCUCUAUCUGGCCGCUUCAAAAGGUUAUCCCGACAUUGUCUCGUUUCUCCUUGACCACGGUGCCGAUAUCGACGGGGCCCCGGACUGCAGGCUACGUACUCCCGUCUUCCUAUCUCUGCUAGGCGGAGACGCCGAAACGUCCAUGGUUCUCCUUCGGCGGGGCGCACGGCUUGAGUCUCCGGGAUUCGGAAUCAACGCCCUCCAUCAAGCAGCCGCCGCCGGGCUUGUCGAGGUAAUCACGUAUCUUGUCAACGAGAAGCGAAUGAGUGUGAACGAGGCCGACGACAACGGGGACACGCCACUGAUUCACUCCCUGUUGUCACCGUCGCCGGAUACAAUCAUAGGUCACCUGGCGCGGUUCGGCGUGGACGUGAACCAGCCCACGACGAUCGACACAUGGCGCAUGACGGCCCUCAGCAUGGCGUGCGAGGAUGGCAUGUUCGCCGCCGCCCUGGCACUGUUGAAGGCCGGAGCGGACGCCACGGGCGAGCUGGACACCUUGAUCGAGGGGGCCGACCCGGCGCUCCGCAUCUUUGAGCAGGACCCGCUCGAGCUGGCCCUCCUGGCCGGGGUCAGAGAGACGGCCGGCAGGACGGCCGCGGCGAAAGAAUGCCUCAUCGAUCUCCUCAUCAAGUCGGGUGCUGACCCAAACGCGACGGUGUGUAUAUCAGCCCGCAGCAACUGGACGGGGCCUCUCUUGCUGAAACUCGUACGAACGCGACGUCGCUGGGAGGCCGAGAUGUUGCUCUCUUCGGAACUCUUGGAGAUCGACAAGCGCGACUCGCAUGGCGCGACGAGUCUCGAUUGGACGCUUUCCACAUGCCACGGCAACCCCGUAAUGGCGUCGGUCUUGCUGCGGCAUGGCGCCAGGAUGGACGAUGCAGUGUUGCGCAACAUCAUCGACAAGCUGGCGCGGCUUGCGGACGCACAAGACCACCGGAGUGUGAUCGGCCUGUUGACGCGGGAACCGAAGUUGUUGAGGAUAUUCCACGUGCUGUAUUCGCACUGUUUCUGGGCAGCGUCCCGGAGUGGCGACGCUGCCGCAUCACGGUUUUUGCAAGAGUCGCCGAGGGUGAUUGUGCGACUCGUCACGGAGAUGCUGAAAGACGGUGUCAGUCUGACGAAGACGGGCGUCUUGUACAUGCUGCGGAAUGCGAAGGAGAGCCGGCCCGGGCCGGUGAUUGCAGGAGUUUUCCGAUCAGAAAGAAAGAGCACCCCGCGGAGAUGGUGUUAG
Messenger RNA from Colletotrichum abscissum, 1548 nucleotides. RefSeq lists its product as uncharacterized. NCBI's taxonomy places the organism in Eukaryota, Fungi, Ascomycota, Sordariomycetes, Glomerellales, Glomerellaceae. The transcript has a single exon. The record is from RefSeq and is a predicted model, not a curated record. The coding region runs from base 1 to 1548 and encodes 515 amino acids. Gene Ontology annotation, molecular function: protein binding.